Hypomesus transpacificus is the source of this 2131-nucleotide messenger RNA. RefSeq names its product E3 ubiquitin-protein ligase TRIM39-like. The transcript is spliced from 2 exons. Gene Ontology annotation, molecular function: protein binding; zinc ion binding. The coding region runs from base 126 to 1748 and encodes 540 amino acids. Lineage: Eukaryota; Metazoa; Chordata; Actinopteri; Osmeriformes; Osmeridae. The record is from RefSeq and is a predicted model, not a curated record.
UAAGAGAGGAACUCAGGAAACACGUUCUACUUUGUUAAGGAAGAGAGUGAUUUGGUUAUUUUAUACACAGAAAUCAUAAAAAACAACAUAAGUACCAACAAGUGAGAACAGAGAAUCAAUCAAAAAUGGCUUCCUGCAGCAGUCUCCUGUCUGAAGAUCAGUUCCAGUGUUCUAUCUGUCUGGAUGUGUUCACUGAUCCUGUCACUACUUCAUGUGGACACAACUUCUGCAAGGCCUGUAUCACCAAGUACUGGGACAACAGUGACCUGUGUCAGUGUCCCAUGUGUAAAAUGACUUUUGAUAAGAGACCAAAUCUCUAUGUCAAUACUUUCAUCUCUGAGAUGGCUGCUCAGUUCAGGAAGUCAGAGCCACUGAAAGCUACCAUAAGUCCAGACCUGCGUCCUACUAAACCUGAAGUGUCAUGUGACAUCUGUACAGGUACCAAGCUCAAGGCCCUGAAGUCCUGUCUGGUGUGUCUGGCCUCUUACUGUGAGACUCACCUGGAGCCUCAUCAGAGAGUUGCAGCCUGGAAGAAACACAAGCUGAUCGACCCUGUGGAGAACCUGGAGGACAGGAUGUGUCAGAAGCAUGAGAGACCCCUGGAGCUGUUCUGUAGGACUGACCAGACGUGUGUGUGUCUCAUCUGCAUGAGAACAGACCAUAAGACCCAUGACACUGUCACUUUAGAGGACGAGUACAGACCAAAAAAGGAUGAUCUGGUGAAGAUGAUGACUGAGAUGAACCAGAUGAUGGAAGAAAGAUCUAGGAAGGUUCAAGAGAUCAAACUCUCAGUAGAGACCAGCAAAAGAGAUGCAGAGAGAGAGAUAUCAGACAGUGUUCAGGUCUGCACUGCUUUGGUGCGCUCCAUUGAGAGAAGCCAGGCUGAGCUCAUUGAGGUGAUUGAGGAGAAGCAGAAAGCAGCAAAGAAACAGGCUGAAGGGUUGAUUCAAGAUCUGGAGCAGGAGAUCACUGAGCUGAAGAAGAGAAGCACUGAGCUGGAGCACCUCUCACACACUGAGGACCACCUCCACCUGCUCCAGAGCUUCCCAUCCCUGAGCACCCCUUCACUCACCAAGGACUGGUCUGAGAUCAGUGUCCACAGUGAUCUGAGUGUGGGGGCAGUGAGGAGAGCUGUGUCUCAGCUGGAGGAGACACUCAACAAAGAGAUGGAGAAGCUGUCUGACACUGAACUGAAGAGGAUUCAGCAGUAUGCAGUGGAUGUGACUCUGGACCCUGAUACAGCACAUCCUGAUCUCAUCCUGUCUGAGGAUGGGAAACAGGUGAGAGAUGGAGACAUAGAGCAGGAUCUCCCUGACAAUCCAGAGAGGUUUGAUUAUUGUUCCUGUGUCCUGGGAAAGCAGGGCUUCUCCUCAGGGAGGUUCUACUAUGAGGUGCAGGUUCAGGGGAAGACUGAGUGGGAUCUGGGAGUGGCCAGAGGGUCCAUCAACAGGAAGGGGGAGAUCCCACUGAGUCCUGAGGAUGGAUACUGGACUGUAGUCCUGAGGAAUGGAGAUCAGUAUGAGGCUCUGGCUGACCCCUCUGUCCUCCUCUCCCUGAGACAGAAGGUGGGGGUGUUUGUGGACUAUGAGGAGGGUCUGGUCUCCUUUUAUGAUGUGGAGGCCAGGUCUCAUAUCUACUCUUUCACUGGCUGCACCUUCACUGAGAAACUCUAUCCAGUCUUCAGUCCUUAUCUGAACGAUGAAGGUGACAACUCUGCCCCUCUGAUCAUCACUCCUGUCACACACUGAAAAACAAAGAAGUGGAAAUGCUGGAGUUCAAAAGAAAAUGUGAUUACAAAUUGUUAAUCUGAACAAAACAGUUGUGGGUUUGCUGGAGACAAAGUAAUUUAGAUUUUUCAAAAUGUAUACAAAAUCUGUAAACUGAUGGUUCACUAGAGCAUGUCCCAUAGCCUAAGGCCUUGACUCAGGGGGCGGGGUUUGAGUCCAGUCUGGACCAUUUCCUGCUUUUCUCUCUUUCUUACUACCUUUCCUGUUACGCUUUCGCUGCCUGUAUCAAAUAAAGGUAAAAAUAUGUAAAAAAAUAUUCUUAAAACAGGAAAUAUUAUGCAGUCUCCAGUCAUAUGUUUUAUGUUUUUAUGUUUCACCUAAGUGCACCAGUUAAUGAAUAAAAU